This is a messenger RNA of Protopterus annectens (West African lungfish), 1422 nucleotides long. RefSeq lists its product as uncharacterized. The record is from RefSeq and is a predicted model, not a curated record. The transcript has 3 exons. Lineage: Eukaryota; Metazoa; Chordata; Ceratodontiformes; Protopteridae. The coding region runs from base 35 to 973 and encodes 312 amino acids.
UCACAAUCUGGGAGGUUUAAAUGAAGGAGCAUUCAUGAUGUUCUGCAUAAAGAAAUUUGCAGUGCCAGGAAGUCAGCCAGGGAGUCAGAAAAGGACAAGAAGAAGAACAGAAAACAUGCAUUUAGCUAGUGCUUUCUGCCUUUUAAAUCUGCUGCAUGUUGUCUGCAGUUUCCAUGUGAAUGUUAUAAAUUCAGAAGGUGUUUCUUCCAGAACUGACCGGAUGUUAUCGAGGGACAUUAACUGGAUAAAGAGGAUGCUUACAGAGCUAAAUAGCUCAAAAGUAGACAAAGAAGAAGAUGUAUUAAUACAGGUAUUCAAAAGGAGACAAAAACGGUCUGAGAGUAGUGACGUCUGGCUGCAUAUGGGUACACAUUGUUCUUACAUGAGUCAACCUUGGAUAGGGGGGCUGCCAACAUUGUCCGCUGCAGAGGAAAUGUCCCCUUUGAAUUUGAGGGUACAUAUCAGCAUUGCUGGGCAUCCUAAGCCAGUGUUCCCCCAGCAACACCUUUUCCAGUUCAUAAGGCACAUCUAUAACUGCUGCAAGUUGGGAGUUGCAUGCCAGAAAAUUAAAGGACUCCAAGGAAGGUUAAGACGUGGUGGCCACCAUAACAACUUGGAGUUCUUUGUAAACUCUGACGUCUUGGAACUUUCUAUCAUGCGAGCUGAACUUCAUCUAGAAAUCUCAAACCCAGAUCGGGUGGAGGUGGAGCCUGUAUUAAGGGUGCAACACACAACUGCCCCAAGCGCCAGCAGCUCAAGGCAUAUAAAACAAGUAAAGAAUGGAAUAUUGGAACUCACUUUGGAUAUCAUGUUCCUGUUUAAGAUGCUGAAAGAUAAUCAUCAUGAAGUCAGCCCAGAACUGACUGAGCUCAUCUUAACGCUGAAGUGUAUCAAACAUAGCGUGUUGGUUUCCUGUGCCGAACAUGGUGUGAAUAUUCUUCUGGCUCCUUUUAUUGCAAUAGCUUACAAUUGAUUCACACAGAUGUGUUGUGCGGAGAUUUUGCAUAAGUUAUCAACAGCUGUGACAUGACAUCUGAGACUCUACAUCUAAACAGCAGCGUCAUGUUUUUUCUUUGUAUUCUUUUCCUUAAUGGAAUAUGGACGUGCAAUAACUUUAAAUGAAGAAGAUGUGUGUAUGCCUAUUUAGUAGGGUACAACACAAUACAGAAUCACACCUAUAAACUCCAAUGUCUGUAUUUAGAACUAUUAAUUAUAAUUUGCACACAUUUACCAGCUAUUUGUAAAGCAUCUCAUUCAAAAAUCAAUAGAUCCUUCACUAAAUUAUAUGCACUUUAGUAUUGAUACAUGUAAAUAGUUUACAAUUCCGUGCACUUUAAUAUUAUGUUUAUUCAUGUAAAUAGUUUAUAGAUCUAUUUUUAAAAUGCUUUCAUUAAUUUUUAUUAUACAGGGUUGUCUCAAUAA